AUGUCUCCUAGAUUUAUCCCAGCCAUUGCGUCUCAGUCCCUAGGCCGAGCCUGGCACCAGAGCCUUGAACACAGGCUCGACUUAUGCGAGAAAUACGGGUUCAAAGCGAUAGAGUUGUUUUUCGAAGACCUCGAGGCCAUCGCCAACGCUCUCCCUGUUUCUUGUCCUCCUUCGCCGUCAGGAACAUCCUUUCCUGGCUCCACGGAUGAGCAAGAACGACAGUUGGCCGCUGCUGACUACAUCCAUGGAUUGUGCGCCGACCACAAACUGGCAAUCUUAUGUCUUCAACCGUUUAUGCACUAUGAAGGUCGCCUUGACCCUGUAUCACACCAAACCGCCAUUCAGAACCUUCACUUUUGGAUCCGACUCGCCCAUCGCCUGGGAACCGAUCUCAUACAAAUCCCCUCCAACUUCCUGCCGUCCUCCUAUUGCACGGGGGACCGCACCAGGAUCGUGGCGGAUCUGAGACAGGUUGCCGACAUUGGUCUUGAUGCGAGUCCUCCCAUACGAUUCGCAUACGAAGCGCUUUGCUGGGGAACGCAUAUUGACACUUGGGAUGCUGCAUGGUCAAUUGUUUUGGAAGUCGGCCGACCCAACUUUGGCACUUGUAUCGACACAUUCAAUCUUGCUGGACGGGUGUUCGCUGACCCCUCCUCGCCUUCGGGCCUGGUGCCACAUGCCUGGGAUGACUUGCAACGAUCGAUUUCCAAGCUGCGGGCAGAGCUGCCCCGUGCCAUAGGCAAAGUCUUCUACGUCGAAGUCUGCGACGGUGAGAGACUUGAUAAGCCACUUCUACCGGGACACGAAUGGUACGAUCCCGAACAGCCGGUGCGUAUGUCUUGGUCCAGGAAUGCGCGACUAUUUCCUUUUGAGAAGACAGGCUAUCUACCGGUGUUGGAGAUCCUGAAGGUGGUCUGUAAGGCUGGAUAUUCAGGGUAUAUUUCGUUCGAACUAUUCUCGCGGACAGCCAAUGAGGCGGGCAGGGAAGUGCCCGACAAGCAUGCGCAACGCGGGGCUGUGGCAUGGAAGAAAUUAGAAGAGCACAUGGGAUGGAAUGGAACGUCCGAGUUUGAGGCGAGCGAACAAACCGCGGAGGAUGGCCAUCGGUAA
Molecule: messenger RNA, 1110 nt
Organism: Capronia epimyces CBS 606.96
Lineage: Eukaryota; Fungi; Ascomycota; Eurotiomycetes; Chaetothyriales; Herpotrichiellaceae
Exons: 1
Coding region: 1-1110 (369 amino acids)
Source: RefSeq, a predicted model, not a curated record